GGCUGGGCCCCGGCCGGGAGGCGGAUGCGCGGGGCCGCCCAGGGCGUCGCGGAGAGAAGAGCGCGGUCUCCGCGGCGGGCGGUGUUUGGUGGGGCUGCCGCCGGCCCGGCCCUCCCGAGGGCGCGGGGUGCACGUGCGCCCCCGGCGUGGCGCUGCUGGCGCCUUGGCCUGCGGGCCUCGGUCUCCCUCACCUCCUCCCGCUUCUUGCCGCGCCCAAACACUCGCCGUCCCACACCCGCCCUCGGGCGACGGUUCCCAGCGCAGGCCCGGGGCAGAGAGGAAGGGGGUCCCUCUGAAUCAGGCUGGACGCCCUGGUUCGAGUCAACCCCUCCUCUCCUGCCAGGCCCCUCGCCUGUGGGAAACCUGGCGGAGCCUCAGUUUACUUGUCUGAAAAGUGGGUGCACAACACACCUUCUGGGAUGCUGGCCCAGGCCAGUGGCCGGCGGGCUGUGAGUAAGGUUAGCUGUCAGGUCAUGGCCACUGGGGUGCCUGGCAUCUAGGUGAGGGACAAAGAGGUAGCCCAGAGGCCAGAGUGCUUUUCUAUCCCAGAGGCACUGAGCUGCACGUCCAGAAGUGCACUCGGGGUGUGAGGGACAGAGACAGUGUGCCAUCGAGGCUGGACCUGGCCUCUGUGGGUGGGCGGUAGGACUGAGGAGUUGCUCUCACGCCGGGAGGCUUAGGGCACAGGUGGUGGAGCUGCGGCGGCGCAGAGCCUUCCUGCCCCGGGGCCUGUGGUGUGGGCGGGGCCUGGGAUGGGCAGUGGGAGGCCUGGUCCCAGGGCAGACUCCGUAAUGACUUGGUGUGACCUUGGGCAGGGCAGGAUACCCCGGAGACAACCUGGCUCGGGCGGACUCCAGCCAGGACCGCCGUGUGGAGGCGCGGCCGCAGAAGGGGCUCGUGCUCUCCAGGAGAGUGGCCGGGGAGCGUGUGGCAAGGGGGGCUGUGCUGUCCCCGGGGCCGGGCCCUACUUGCUCCAGGGUGGGUCCCCGCGGUGGCCCGGCCAGCGUGAAGGAGAAGAGCCAGUGCCACUCCGAGGCUGCGAGUCCAGUAGGGUGAGGACUGCCUCCCAGAGCGGCCAGUCCAUCCGAGGCACCUGGAUCAGGCCUCGGGGGUCCGCGAGCGAGGAGGCCGGGGCUCCUCACGGGGCCGGGGCAAGUACAGACCUUCGGGCUUCAGGCGCCAUCCGUGAAAUGGGCGGGGCGGGGCAGCCGUCCUGCAGACGGGCCGGCUGGGUCCGCGCUGCUCCCGCACGGCCGGGCCCCUGCGGAGGGAAAAUGAGGUCGGUCCGGGCCUGGGCGGGGCCGCAGGAUCUCUUUGGGCGCGCGGCGCUCGGCGGCGCCCAGGGCGCUUCCGGGGCUCCCUGACCCCAGCGGCCCGCGUGCCGCCCUGUACGGUGACAGACGGGAGAGCGCCUAUUCCAGGCAAUACGGUGGCGGCUCCUCCCUUGGCGCGGUCACGUCCCCCACGUCCCUCGCCCCGGCGAGCGGGCCGGUGGGUGGAGCUUUUCCCUUCCCACGCCCCUCGCGGUCUCGACCGCCCCAGCCCCACCAGGCCCAACGGGCUGGUGGUGGGAAGGGCCCUUCUAGUGGGGCUAGCUGAUGCAGGGACCCUGCGCUGGCCCCCUGGCUUUAGGGUGGGGGGCGGCUGCAGCCAGUCCAGCAGCGGGACAAGGUGGCCAUGUAACGGGCAGGCUAGGUAGUGCCAGGCUGGGCAGGGUCCAGGGCUGGAGGGGGCUGCUUUGGGCCUGCUCCAGCCUCCACUGCUGCCUGGCCCCUUUGAGCCUUCUAGGGGAGGGUGCCCUGAUGGUGAGCCCACAGCUGUCCACAGGGCCACCCACAGGGCCCACGGCCCCCUCCUUGUCACAGGUGGCACAGUGUUGGAGAGGGCUUGGCCUUAGUGCAGUGUCCAAUUUGACGCACGAAGCCAGCAUUUUUGCCCCACUGGCCUCUUGUGAGCCCACCCGAGACCUGAGGGCACCAGGCAUGCCCUGGGGGGCUUCGUGGUCAGUGGAAGAGGGACGGAGGGCCCAGGCUGGGCGUAACAGGCCUGGAUCAUGCCUGGGGCAGUGCCCAAGGCCCACCUCCCCCCAGCCCCAGCUGUGCAUCUGGGGUCCUGCGCAGGCCCUGGGAAGGGGACAAGCAUGCUGACCCGUGGUGCUUUCUGAGUCCUGGGCAGGCAAAGGCAUCUGGAUGUGCUGUUAACCGUUUGCACGACAGAGGCAGUGGGGAAAGGAAGCAAGGGCGCCUGGGAGGCCCUCCCUCCCCCGGAGGCGUGGCACUCCUAUGUCCAUCAACCAGCCCCUUAUGCUCCAGAGACCCUCGGGGCUCAAAUGGAGCCAAGCAGUAGCCACAAUGGGGCCGAGGCCUCCCCGUGCAGGGGGAGUCCAAGAAGGAACGCAAUUGCCCCUUCGUGCCCCGCCCGCCUGGGGCUGGUCUCCAAGGACUGGAAGUCUGCUUAGAUAACUGACCAGUCUCCUCAGAAGGUGAACCUACAGGGCGCCUGGGAUAGGCCACAGGCUCUAGAUUCGGAGGCCACCUCACUGAACCCAGGGGACAUGGCGUGCCCUGGCACCUGACAGACCCAAGGUGGGUGCACGUCAGGCACAGGGGUCUCCUGGGGGCAUGCCAGGGUGCACUGGGGACAGCAGGGUGUCUACAGCCUGGGGUGAAGCUGGCAGGAGGCCAGGUUGGCUCAGGGGCUGGGGCCUGGAGUCCUGACCCCAGCUGGGACUCAGCCAGCCAGUGGACUGCUGAGGGGGAAGCUGGCAGCACCCUUGAUUUGGGAGAGCACAAGGCCCCGGCCCCGUCGGCUGUGGUCUGCUGCGUGUGGGCAUUCCGAGGGACCCUCCCCUGCUCAGCUUACAGCCGCCUGGGGCCGUGGUAGGACCUUUUCGGGAAGUAUUGGGGGGGCAGCUCCCAGAGCCUCACCUGACCCGGAAGCGGGCACAUGCGCCCCACCAGGGAGAUCAGCUUUCCGAGGCCCGGAGGGAGGGUUAUUUCUGGGCUGGGGACGUGGUUUGCAUGCUUCAGCCCUGGGAGGGUAAAUGUCAUCACAAGGCCAGCAGGCUGGUGUGUACCCACAGAUGUGCCGGUGCCACCUCCUCCAGGUCCCAGCCAGCCCCCAGAGGGGACCACUCCUCCCAUAUUGGGUUGUCCUGGGAAUGUGGCCAGUCUGGGUCUCUGCCGGUCUUCCUCCCCUAAGGCAAGCUGGGCUGAGAAGGCCAUUUCCUCUUCGAAAUCCCAGCCCCUUCUCUACUCCACCCUCCCCUGCCCCCCCCCCCCACAGUCCCUCCAAACCUCCAUGUCCCUCCCUUUCCCUUUCCUUGCUGAGAAGCCUCACUUGGAGGACUAGCCUGUGUGGGGAUCGGGGAGGGCGGUGUUUUAGCGUGGCUGGUACCCCAGGCUGGGGGUUAGCUGGGAGGAAAGGGAAGAGCCUCUGGGGCCGUUAGGACUGGCCGGGAGGGACGACCAUGCUGCCCACGUGGGUCUCCUGUGGCCCACACAGGUCCUGAGCCAUCCUGUAGCACCUGCCCCUUGCCCUCCUGGGUCCUAGCUCAGGGGAUGCCCUGGGUCCCGUGGGUGGUCAGCAUCUGAUGAGCAGAGAACGGGGCAGCAAAGGCUGGGGGUUGUGUUCUGCUGGUGAGUGCCGGGUGUGGCUGCUGCAGCCACGGGGCUCUCCGAGGGGCCCAGCUUCUCCUGAGACCCAGGGGUAUGGUUAAGAGCUGCUGCUGACUUUCGGCUUCAGACGCACUCUCCUCUUGGGCCUCUGCAUGCCCAUUUAGUUUAUUUUUAAAAAUCAGUGAACGUCUGUAAAUCCACGACCCGAGAAAAGCCAGGAUUGUGGGGACACCUAGCCCUUCGGGGCCCCCACAGCCACCAGCCCCAUCCUCUGCCCAGGGUCUGGGGUGUUUGUGCUUUCUGCCCUGAACAGUGUCACCGCACCCUGACGCAGUCCUAAGACGGGUUUUGGGGUUUUAUUAAGUUUCCCUGCUGCUUGUACUUCGGGGACCUUUUAAGCUUGACGCUAACAAAGGGAAGGGAUACCGCAGCUUGGUGUCCCCCCCGGAGUGUUCUGGCUGCGGGGCAGCGUUUGCCCAUGUCCCGUCCCGGUGUCAGGCAGGGAUCUGGAGGGCAGAGCCCAGGGGUGAGCCGAGACUGCCCAGGCAGAGUCCAGUCCCAGGUCCCAGAUAUGCCUAGGAUGCGGAAAUGGGCCACCUGGGGGCCAGGUCACAGGGCUGUGGGCACAUCUGCAGGAGGACCGGGGGUUUCCUCGGCCUGGGUGCCCCCCCCCCUGCCCGGGGCUGGGGAGCCUUUAGCCUCAGGAACACCCUGCACCUUGCCCUCUGGUCCACGAGCCUUCUGAGCACUCGGGGGGGCGGUGCCAAAGGGUACGGGGUCUGGAAGCCCAGCGAGAGGAGAGGUUGUUCUCUUGGGUUUCCCAGGAGCGCUGCCCAUGGCCCUGAAGCCUGGCCCAGCCUAGGGUGGGGGCCUGGGCCAUGUUCCGCUCCAGUGGGCCGUGUCAGCCUUGUCAUCAGCCGGACGGCCAGCUGGCUCCUGGAAGUCCAUCAUCCAACAGUCGUGCUCGUCAACAAGUGCUUGGAAUCACCCAGAAGGGACGCACAACCCGCCCUCCUGGCCAUGGGUGGCGCCGUGGUGGACGAGGGCCCCACGGGCAUCAAGGCCCCGGACGGAGGCUGGGGCUGGGCCGUUCUUUUCGGCUGCUUUGUCAUCACGGGCUUCUCCUACGCCUUCCCCAAGGCGGUCAGUGUCUUCUUCAAGGAGCUCAUGCGUGAGUUUGGGAUCGGCUACAGCGACACGGCCUGGAUCUCCUCCAUCCUGCUGGCCAUGUUGUACGGGACAGGCCCACUGUGCAGUGUAUGCGUGAACCGCUUUGGCUGCCGGCCCGUCAUGCUCACGGGGGGCCUCCUGGCGUCCCUGGGCAUGGUGGCCGCGUCCUUCUGCAGAAGCGUCAUCCAGCUCUAUCUCACCACUGGGGUGAUUACCGGCCUGGGUUUGGCGCUCAACUUCCAGCCGUCGCUUAUCAUGCUCAACCGCUACUUCAGUAAGCGGCGCCCCAUGGCCAAUGGGCUGGCGGCCGCAGGCAGCCCCGUGUUCCUGUGCGCCCUGUCCCCGCUGGGCCAGCUGCUGCAGGACCGCUACGGCUGGCGGGGCGGCUUCCUCAUCCUGGGCGGCCUCCUCCUCAACUGCUGCGUGUGCGCCGCGCUCAUGAGGCCCCUGCGGGCGCCCGGGCCAGCUCCGGGACCCGCGCCGCAGCAGCCGCCACGCCGGCUGCUGGACCUGAGCGUCUUCCGGGACCGCGGCUUCGUCAUCUACGCCGUGGCCGCCUCCAUCAUGGUGCUGGGGCUCUUCGUGCCCCCCGUGUUCGUGGUGAGCUACGCCAAGGACCUGGGUGUGCCCGACGGCCAGGCCGCCUUUCUGCUCACUGUGCUGGGCUUCAUCGACAUCUUUGCCCGGCCCACUGCCGGCUUCAUCACAGGCCUGGAGAAGGUGCGGCCCUACUCUGUCUACCUCUUCAGCUUCUCCAUGUUCUUCAACGGCUUCACGGACCUCACGGGGUCCACAGCCAGCGACUACGGAGGCCUGGUCGUCUUCUGCAUCUUCUUCGGCAUCUCCUACGGCAUGGUGGGAGCCCUGCAGUUCGAGGUGCUCAUGGCUAUCGUGGGCACCCAGAAGUUCUCCAGCGCCAUCGGCCUCGUGCUGCUGCUGGAGGCCGUCGCCGUGCUCAUUGGGCCCCCGUCGGGAGGCAAGCUCCUGGACGCGACGCACGUCUACCAGUACGUGUUCGUCCUGGCGGGGGCCGAGGUGCUGGCCUCCUCCCUCGUGCUGGUGCUGGGCAACUUCUUCUGCAUUAGGAAGAGGCCCGAGGCGGCCGUGGAGGAGGAGCGCCGCAAGCCCCCCGCGGACGUGAGGGCGGACUCCCGGGAGGUGGAGCACUUCCUGAAAGCAGAGCCCGAGAGAAACGGAGAGGUCGCUCACACGCCAGAAACGAGCGUCUGAGCCCGGGAGGCCAGCGGGGGUGACGGAGCCGCACAGACUUCAACGCUCAUGUUUAUUUCACAGUCAGGACUAGCUUGGCCGCCCGCGGGUCUCCGGGGAGGUGGUGGGCGGGGAACCGGGUCAUUCCACACUGUGGUGAAGCUGAACCGCGAGGUCACGAGCCGUCUGCACUGGGGACCCAAGCCUGCUGACCCCGGAGCUGCCCGGUGCCCACCGCUGAGCUCAGGGACCUAGAAACCCACGCUUCAGAGACAACAUGGCAGGCAUCAGAGGGCGGGGCUGGGGAGAGCCCGCGCAGUGGCGCCAUCUCGGGAGGGGCUUCCCCAUGUUCCUGGCUACGCCCAGCCUGUCCCUCGCGGGGUGCCUGGGGGACAAAACUGCCUUCCUGGACCUCUGAAGGUCUGAAAUAAACCUGCCUGUGGGAGGAGCCACUUUGGAAGGCUCUUCACGGA
Messenger RNA from Mustela erminea (ermine), 6469 nucleotides. It is a transcript of the gene SLC16A3, whose product is annotated as solute carrier family 16 member 3. Gene Ontology annotation, biological process: transmembrane transport; monocarboxylic acid transport. Gene Ontology annotation, cellular component: membrane. The transcript has 5 exons. The coding region runs from base 4206 to 6017 and encodes 603 amino acids. The record is from RefSeq and is a predicted model, not a curated record. Gene Ontology annotation, molecular function: monocarboxylic acid transmembrane transporter activity. NCBI's taxonomy places the organism in Eukaryota, Metazoa, Chordata, Mammalia, Carnivora, Mustelidae.